AAAAGUCCCGUCCCGCGGGCCGCGCCGUUCUCCUCAAGGUCUCGGUCCACCACUACUACUAUUUACGCGCGUCCCGUUUGUUUCUUUUUGUUGGUGGUGUUGUUGUUGUUGUUGUUGUUGUGUGUGUUGUGUGUUGUGUGCGGUGUGUUGCAGUCGCCGUGUGUAUUCAUCGCGUGUAUACAUAUACAUUCUUGCCGUCCGACGGCCGGUAGUGUGCCGCGUACCGCUGUUGCUGCUGCUGCUGCUGACCAGUGUCGGCCGCGACGUCCGAUCAUGCGCAGACACCACGCCAACAACAGCUGCUGUAGCCGGCACGUCGAGACACCGUGAGCAAGAGAUAAUAUGCGCACUGCGCUUUCAGCCGCAAUCACCGCCGCCGUCGUCGUCGUCGCCGUUUUCCUUUGCCUAUCGGUGCCGUUCAGUGAGAGUCGCCCUUGGCCCACCUCGUCGACGGACAAUCCGGAACCGUCCACGGCGGCGUACGCGGAUUACGGCGAUCCGUCCCCGGCGGACGAGACGGAGGAGCCGUCCACGUAUCAGGACCAGCAAUCAGAGUGGAUGUACGACGAGCCCGAAAAAGUGUACGGCGAACCUGAAAAAGUGUACGGCGAGCCUGAAAAAGUGUACGGCGAACCGGAAAAAGUGUACGGCGAACCGGAAAAAGUGUACGGCGAACCUGAAAAAGUGUACGGCGAACCGGAAAAAGUGUACGGGAAACCGGAAAAGAAUUACGAGGUGGACGAGGCGGACAGCGUGCUGAGCGACGGCCGCGUGCAUGGCGAACAGCCGACGACCGCCGCGGGGUCGUCCGCCGAGACGAAAAAGAGCGGCUACGUUGUGGACGGCAAACAUUACCGCAAGUACCGCGUGGAGGAGGAGACGCCGGACGGGUUCAUAGUGGGCGAGUACGGCGUGGUCAACCACAACGACGGCAUCACCAGGGGCGUCCGGUACACGGCCGACAGCAGCAUUAACCCGAGGGUCAUCUACGACGCCCUGGCCAAGUUUUUAACGCUCUAGCGAUAAUAAUGGCCAGCUUUGUCCGGCCGGGACUGAAUCGAUAAGCAAAAAUCAUUGGUUUUUUUUUUUAUUUACAUGAAAUUUUCUAGUCAGACACUAUUCCAAUCGUCGUACACAACCGUUAAAAGUAAUUAUUAUGUAUUUUUUAUUAUGGCUAUUACUAUUUGUAUUAUUACACAGCCCUUUUAUUGCCAGCCAUCAAGUGCCAUUCUAUAUUAAUUAUUAUACAUUGAAAAAUAUUUUUCCAAAACGUUAGUCAACGCGUUUACGCGCAAUAUUAUUAUAAAUAUAUAUAUACCGUAGAAAUGACAAAACGAUAUUCUACUAUUGUAACAAUAUGUAUAAAUUACAUUACAUUGAUCGAUUAUUCAAAUUAUUAACAGACAUUUUAACUGUAAAUUUAAUUUUAAAAAAAUGCAUCAACACUCAAGUUGUACUAAUAUGUAUAUUAAAGGUGCAUUAUGAUUUAUAA
Molecule: messenger RNA, 1492 nt
Organism: Adelges cooleyi (spruce gall adelgid)
Lineage: Eukaryota; Metazoa; Arthropoda; Insecta; Hemiptera; Adelgidae
Exons: 2
Coding region: 343-1020 (225 amino acids)
Source: RefSeq, a predicted model, not a curated record